This is a messenger RNA of Theileria orientalis strain Shintoku, 1416 nucleotides long. RefSeq lists its product as uncharacterized. Bases 1 to 1416 code for a protein of 471 amino acids. Gene Ontology annotation, cellular component: membrane. The transcript has a single exon. The record is from RefSeq and is a predicted model, not a curated record. NCBI's taxonomy places the organism in Eukaryota, Apicomplexa, Aconoidasida, Piroplasmida, Theileriidae.
AUGUUUAUUGGUAGAUUCAAUAAUACUCUUAAUAAAAAGGUAUCUGGAUUAUAUUACAGUAAAUUUUAUAAAAGAAUCUCGCAUUCAAAUGGAACAAUUUUUGUUAAUUUUGUUCGAAGUAAACAUGUAUACACAAAUUACUCAACAAAGGUUUCGGUACAAAACGAUUCUGAAUUAGUUGACAAGAAGAAGGAGUCGUCACUCACCUUUAACGAAUCUGGCGUAAUUAAGUGCACAAAGGACCAGUGGCUGUAUAGGCCGACGGCAAGUGAAGUUGAUUUAUUCCUUAACUCGAAAAUAAUACCAUCAAGACCAAUAGAGCUGGAGAAGAGCGUGGCUGUAAACCUGGUGGAUUUGAAUGAGGACGUUGCAUCUCCGGUGAAAAACGCAGUCUUUUUCAGCGAGUAUGGUAUAAGGAAGGGGGAAUCGCUUAGAUUGUUCAUUGCCUGGCUCCUGUUUUCCUCAGUAACAACGUACUUGGGAAUGUGGCAGCUGAAACGGAAGAAGUGGAAGGAAGAUUUGCUGGACAACAUACAGAAGUCACUCAGUAGGCCAAGAAUAAAAAUCAACUCGAUGUCUGACAUUAAAUCGAGAGAGUUAGACAAGGGUUCGAACGACCUGGCGUAUAGAAUAAUUGAAACGCACGGAGUUUUGGACACUGAACACGAGUUCCUGGUUGGACCGCGCCAGUCUAUGUUACACGAGCACGGAGAGCAGUCAGGCUACUAUGUGCUCUACCCACUUAGGUUUAGAGACGGGUCGGCAAUACUAGUUAACAUGGGCUGGUUGAAGGGAGACGAGAUUCUCAACAUGAAGUCGACACCCGAAUGGGUCACUGUCAGAGGAGUGCUGGUGAGAGGUGAGGUUGGGGAGAGAGUAGUACUCUCGUUGAAGUACAAGUUUCUGUCAAUGUUGGAGAAGGUUGUCUUGGGCCUGACGAAGAGUCAAAUUCACCUUACCAAGGUGGUCAAUAAGCCAAGUAGCAUAGUGAGCGACCACGACAAGAAGGCGUACAGAUACCUCGACCCAGGCACCAUGGCGUCGCAAAUAUACUCUACGGAGCCGUCAGUGACACGGAGGUACAUUCUUAACGUUUACGACUCCUACUUUGACGAAGACAAGCCUCCUCUCGAUGAAGCAGAGCAAUGCUCAGACAAGAGGAACGCGUUAAUCAAUAGAAUGUUCAGAGUCUCAGGAAUAACAAAGUUCGGCACUCAAGCUGACUCUAGAACUGCUGUGUUGCCGCGCUAUAACUUUCAUAGAAAGGGAAAGGCCGACUACCUUCUUUUUUACGCUGACCCUAGCACUCACUUCAACUACGCUAUGCAGUGGUUCCUAAUGGCCAUAUCGGUUACUUGUAUGUGUGUUUACAAGAUAUUUAGGGUGCGCAGAGUUUUAAAAAGGUUACUUCACUAA